This is a messenger RNA of Gracilinanus agilis (Agile Gracile Mouse Opossum), 4134 nucleotides long. RefSeq names its product phosphorylase kinase regulatory subunit beta (gene PHKB). Gene Ontology annotation, biological process: glycogen metabolic process. The record is from RefSeq and is a predicted model, not a curated record. Gene Ontology annotation, cellular component: phosphorylase kinase complex. Gene Ontology annotation, molecular function: calmodulin binding. Bases 25 to 3306 code for a protein of 1093 amino acids. Lineage: Eukaryota; Metazoa; Chordata; Mammalia; Didelphimorphia; Didelphidae. The transcript is spliced from 31 exons.
GCGGUAGCGGCGGCCGCGGUGGCAAUGACUGGGGCGAAGGGGCUCAUGGCUGACGUCAGCUGGAAGGUCCUGGAGCGGAGGGCCCGCUCUAAGCGUUCAGGCUCAGUUUAUGAACCUCUUAAAAGCAUUAACCUUCCAAGACCUGACAAUGAAACUCUGUGGGAUAAAUUGGAUCAUUAUUACAAAAUUGUUAAAUCAACGGUGUUGCUAUAUCAAAGUCCAACCACUGGCCUCUUUCCCACAAAAACUUGUGGUGAUGACCAAAAGGCAAAGAUUCAAGAUAGCCUUUAUUGUGCAGCUAGUGCCUGGGCAUUAGCACUUGCUUAUAGGCGCAUUGAUGAUGACAAGGGAAGGACCCAUGAGCUGGAGCAUUCAGCUAUAAAAUGUAUGAGAGGAAUUCUCUACUGCUACAUGCGCCAGGCUGAUAAGGUUCAGCAAUUUAAACAAGACCCGCGCCCAACAACAUGUCUCCAUUCUAUUUUCAAUGUACAUACAGGAGAUGAGGUCUUUUCCUAUGAGGAAUAUGGUCAUCUUCAGAUAAAUGCCGUGUCCCUGUACCUUCUUUACCUUGUGGAAAUGAUUUCCUCAGGACUUCAGAUUAUCUACAACACUGAUGAGGUAGCCUUCAUUCAAAACCUGGUUUUUUGUGUAGAAAGAGUCUACCGUGUACCUGACUUUGGUAUCUGGGAAAGAGGAAGCAAAUACAAUAAUGGUAGCACUGAGCUGCAUUCGAGCUCUGUUGGCUUAGCAAAAGCAGUUCUAGAAGCAAUUAAUGGAUUCAACCUCUUUGGCAACCAGGGAUGUUCUUGGUCUGUUAUAUUUGUGGAUCUUGAUGCCCAUAAUCGAAACAGACAGACUCUGUGUUCAUUGCUGCCAAGAGAAUCCAGAUCUCAUAAUACUGAUGCUGCACUGCUCCCCUGCAUUGGUUACCCUGCUUUUGCCAUUGAUGAUGAUGCUCUGUUCAGUCAAACACUUGAUAAAGUUGUUAGAAAAUUGAAAGGAAAGUAUGGAUUCAAGCGUUUCUUGAGAGAUGGGUACAGAACUUCACUAGAAGAUCAAAACCGACGCUAUUAUAAGCCAGCUGAAAUUAAGCUCUUUGAUGGCAUUGAAUGUGAAUUUCCAAUUUUUUUCCUUUACAUGAUGAUUGAUGGAGUUUUUAGAGGAAAUCCUACACAAGUAAAGGAAUACCAAGAUCUUUUGACUCCAGUCCUUCAUCAGACAACAGAAGGGUAUCCUGUUGUUCCGAAAUAUUAUUAUGUGCCAGCUGACUUUGUGGAAGCUGAGAAGAAAAAUCCUGGUAGUCAGAAGAGAUUUCCUAGCAACUGUGGGCGUGAUGGAAAAUUUUUCCUUUGGGGACAAGCCCUUUAUGUCAUUGCAAAACUUCUAGCUGAUGACCUAAUAAGUCCAAAAGACAUUGACCCAAUCCAGAGGUAUAUCCCUCUACAGGAUCAGCGGAAUAUUAGCAUGAGAUUCUCUAAUCAGGGUCCAUUAGAAAAUGACUUGGUGGUUCAUGUAGCCCUGGUGGCAGAAAGCCAACGCCUUCAAGUGUUUCUCAACACAUAUGGUAUACAAACACAGACUCCACAGCAAGUAGAGCCCAUUCAGAUAUGGCCUCAACAGGAACUUGUGAAGGCUUAUUUCCAUCUGGGCAUCAAUGAAAAGUUAGGACUCUCUGGAAGACCGGACAGGCCUAUUGGCUGCCUUGGCACUUCAAAGAUUUAUCGAAUCCUGGGCAAGACUGUGGUCUGUUACCCCAUCAUCUUUGAUCUCAGUGAUUUUUAUAUGUCUCAGGAUGUGUUAUUGCUGAUUGAUGACAUUAAGAAUGCUUUGCAGUUUAUUAAACAGUAUUGGAAGAUGCAUGGCCGACCACUGUUCCUUGUUCUCAUUCGGGAAGACAACAUAAGAGGCAGCCGUUUCAACCCUAUAUUGGAUAUGCUAGCAUCCUUUAAAAAAGGAAUGGUUGGAGGAGUGAAGGUUCAUGUUGAUCGAUUACAGACAUUGAUAUCAGGAGCUGUAGUUGAACAACUUGACUUCUUAAGAAUCAGUGACACAGAAGAGCUUCCAGAAUUUAAGAGUUUUGAAGAGCUAGAACUCCCCAAGCAUUCUAAAGUCAAAAGACAAAGUAGUACUCCCAAUGCUCCUGAACUGGAACAGCAACCAGACAUAUCAGUCAUGGAAUGGAAAAACAAGCCAACCCAUGAAAUACUCCAAAAAUUAAAUGACUGCAGUUGUCUGGCCAGCCAAGCCAUUCUAUUGGGUAUACUGCUUAAAAGAGAAGGUCCUCAUUUCAUAACUAAGGAAGGUACUGUUUCUGAUCAUAUUGAGAGAGUCUAUAGAAGAGCUGGCAGCAAAAAGCUUUGGUCGGUUGUGCGCUGCGCAGCGAGUCUUUUAAAUAAAGUAGUGGACAGCCUUGCACCUUCAAUUACUAAUGUGUUAGUUCAGGGUAAACAGGUAACUCUGGGGGCCUUUGGGCAUGAAGAAGAGGUGAUCUCGAAUCCUUUGUCUCCAGGAGUGAUUAAGAAUAUCAUCUAUUACAAGUGUAAUACUCAUGACGAAAGGGAGGCUGUCAUUCAGCAGGAACUUGUCAUUCAUAUUGGCUGGAUCAUUUCUAAUAAUCCUGAAUUAUUCAGUGGCAUGCUGAAAAUACGAAUUGGGUGGAUUAUACAUGCUAUGAAGUAUGAACUACAGAUUCGUGGAGGAGACAUGCCAGCAUUGGACUUAUAUCAAUUGUCACCUAGUGAAGUUAAACAACUUCUCUUAGAUAUUCUCCAGCCUCAGCAAAAUGGAAGAUGUUGGUUGAACAGGCGUCAAAUUGAUGGAUCCCUAAAUAGAACACCCAUGGGUUUCUAUGACAGGGUGUGGCAGAUCCUGGAGAGAACACCCAAUGGUAUCAUUGUAGCUGGAAAGCAUUUGCCCCAGCAACCAACUUUGUCAGAUAUGACCAUGUAUGAAAUGAAUUUCUCCCUUCUUGUUGAAGACAUAUUGGGAAAUAUCGACCAACCCAAAUACAGACAAAUCAUUGUAGAGCUAUUAAUGGUUGUAUCAAUUGUACUGGAAAGAAACCCUGAACUAGAAUUCCAAGAUAAAGUGGAUUUGGAUAAAUUAGUUAAAGAAGCAUUUGAUGAUUUUCAGAAAGACCAGAGCAUACUAAAGGAAGCUGAAAAACAAGAUGAUAUGACUUCCUUUUACAACACUCCACCACUGGGGAAAAGAGGAACAUGCAGUUACUUGACAAAAGUUGUGAUGAACCUGUUGCUCGAAGGGGAAGUCAAGCCAACCAGCGACGACCCCUGUAUAGUUAGCUAACAAGAGAGUAGAAGGUACUUUGUUUAGCUAGAUCACAUUUUUCAGUGUUAGGUUUGACAGAUGUUUCCUUUGAAGCUUAACCUCAGACAAUCAUGUAUCUGUUUAUUUACUGCUGGUGAAAUCUUUACCAUAUCACCUCUUGAAUUAUUUGGGAUACUGCAUGGAACUGCUACUUAAUAUUGUAGUUAAGAAAUGGUUUUAAACAACAAAAAUAUCCUUGAGCCCAUCUUGACUAGUCAGUUUACUGAGUGGCAGAAACCAUGUAGCUUAAAAAUUAAAUUCUGCACAUUGCAUGAUAAUACAAUUCAUGAAAAUGAAACUACGCUCCUUGAGUUUAUAAUCUCACUUAGCAUUGUGCCAACUAAACAGAAAACUUGCUCAAUAAUUUUGUGUGGAUACUCAAAGAAUUUGUGAGAAUGAUAAAGUUUUCUUUUACUCAUGAGCAUGGUCAUGUUAGAUGUUAAUAUAAAUUUAAAAUCAGAGUGGAAGCUAACAGUAUUUUGAUGUCAAAGACAACAUCAUUAAUAAUGUAUGAAAUAUACAAAAGCUAUUGUAAAAUUUUACCUUGUGAAAAUGAUUAUGGUUUUGUAUUUGUAAUCCCUAGGCAUAGGGGAAAGAGCUAAACACAAAGUAAUAAUGAAUCUGUACUUGCUAAACUUUUCUCUUUAAGUUUCACUUACAUUUAGACUUUUGUGGAAUUGCUCAGAAAUUUGUUUAAUCAUGAGACUCUCUGUACCCAGUGCACACUGGUAAAAGCUAAUCAGAACUCAUUGAAAAUUGUGUGUGUGUGUGUGUGUGUUUAAUAAAUUGCUUCCAUGCAACCCUCCA